AUGCUACUGCUAGGAUACGCGAUGCUCCUGCUUGCAAUCUCCCAAACCUCCAACAUCGCUGGUGCAUCCGGAAGAGCCGCAAAUUCUUCAUCCACUCUCGAUCCCACAACGUUGAGUGUUCUCGAGCUGAAGAGCUUGAUCAAGGGAACUGUGACAAUAGGUGAGCUUCGGGAAAUAUCUCAACGCACCAACGAGUCGGUCCUCAUAUUUACAAGUUUGGAUGACUUCAGCGGGGAAGUCGAGGAAACAAAAAGUGUUUGGCUCGUGUUAGUGGUCCCAGAGCAAAGUCACAAGUUCUCUUCGUGGGACGAGGUCACUUUCUGGGAAGAGAUCCACGGCAAACUGUCUCCAUUUGGAGUUCGGUUGGGAGUCCUUGAUUGCAGUUUCCUUCCAGUCGCCACAGCCAUGCCAUACGUACCAGGAAAUAAUUCAGAGAGAAGACGCUGGACGUGGCUGAAGCCAAUGCUACUGCUAGGAUACGCGAUGCUCCUGCUUGCAAUCUCCCAAACCUCCAACAUCGCUGGUGCAUCCGGAAGAGCCGCAAAUUCUUCAUCCACUCUCGAUCCCACAACGUUGAGUGUUCUCGAGCUGAAGAGCUUGAUCAAGGGUCGGGGCCUGCAUGGCACAAGUGCGAUCGAAAAAAAGGACAUGGUCCAGUUGGUGAAGAGUACCGGAACUGUGACAAUAGGUGAGCUUCGGGAAAUAUCUCAACGCACCAACGAGUCGGUCCUCAUGUUUACAAGUUUGGAUGACUUCAGCGGGGAAGUCGAGGAAACAAAAAGUGUCUGGCUCGUGUUAGUGGUCCCAGAGCAAAGUCACAAGUUCUCUUCGUGGGACGAGGUCACUUUCUGGGAAGAGAUCCACGGUAAACUGUCUCCAUUUGGAGUUCGGUUGGGAGUCCUUGAUUGCAGUUUCCUUCCAGUAGUUUGUGAGAGAAAGAAGUGGGAUAGACCCCUCAUACUCCUUACAUUCCCUAGAGAGUUGAAUAGCGAUAAUCAAGUGAUUAUCAAUGGCUACAUCAAGCCAAAUGUCAUGUUAAAGCGGAUCGAAGAAACGCUGAAGAUUCACGUGCAAGACAUCAAGACAGUGGAGGAAUUGGAAUCGGAGUGGCUGGAUCCCUCGCAGCAAGCAGACGGCGGGCCACUGCGCGUUGUGUUCUUCACAGAUGCCGAAGUUAUUCCUCUCUUUUUGGCGACGUUGCAAGCGAAAUUCAAAGGGAGAAUUCAGUUUGGGGCAUUUUCAUCCCGCAUUGAGCCCAAGGUAGCUCACUUCCCAGUCUGUGAAGAGCACUCCAAGGACGAGGACAAGGAUCAGGGCAUCGUGUUCCACUCAUUGAGCCCCUAG
Darwinula stevensoni is the source of this 1344-nucleotide messenger RNA. Lineage: Eukaryota; Metazoa; Arthropoda; Ostracoda; Podocopida; Darwinulidae. The record is from the annotation of a GenBank genome assembly.